UAUCAAGGUAGGGUUUAGGGGUUUGGGCUCCUUCCUGUUCUCUGUUCUUUCCUCUUGGUUUGCCGUGGUUCAACCUAAAAAAACAAUGGAAGCUCUCCAUGGGAGCUUGGCCGUAUCAUCAAGGAGCGUCCCAUGCGUCCAUCCUCUUACCCAUCAUUCUCUCUCUCAUCAUUUCCCUAUGCUUUCUCUCUCCUCCAAACCCCCCUUUCUGUCACUCCGAAACUCAUCCAGAAAAUCCACAAUCAUCCCUCUAAGACAUAUUUCUCUCUCUGCAAGUCAAUACUCACCGUUCCCUGGAGAAACUCCACAAAAUACUUCAGAAGCAAUCAAAAUUCGCUCUUCUUCAUUUUGGGAAGAAACCCCACAAAAAAUUUCCAGAACCCAGGAAAAGAACCCACCACAAAUUUUGAAAACCGCCAUUAAAACUGCCUGUAUACUCAUUGCAUCGACCCCUAUCUUCUUCUUUCGUUUCCAAAAUCCAGCCAUUGCGAACCCCAUCUCUGCAACUCCACCCACUAUUGAAACUGAAGAGGUUUCUUCAAGAGAGAGCGAUAAACUCACGGAAGAAGAUUCUCAAAAACUCACGGAAGAAGAGAAAGAGAAGGUUUUGGAAGAGUAUCUGGACACCCACCCAGAUGAUAUAGCGUCUCUGAGAGCUCUAAUGGAGAUCAAGAUCAUGGCCUCGAAGAUCCCUGAAGCCAUAUUGGUCAUCGAGAAGUUAAUGGCUCUCGAGCCCGAAGAGAUAGAGUGGCCCAUGCUCAAGGCUCACUUGAAAAGUUAUGCAGGUGAAUCUGAGGCUGCGUGGCGAGGAUUUGAAGAUAUUUUAAGCAAAGACCCACUUUAUGUUGAGGCCUAUCAUGGCCUGGUUAUAGUGGCUUCACAAUCUGGUGGCAUGGAAGAGAUAUGUCAGAGGAUUAAGAAGGCAAUGGAGAUUUGCAAGAAGGAGAAGAGGAAAGAGGAUAUGAGGGAUUUUAAGCUGUUGAUGGCUCAGAUUCAUGUUCUGGAAAGCAAUUAUGAAGACGCAUUAAAGAUUUAUCAGGAGCUUGCGAAAGAAGAGCCUAGAGAUUUUAGGCCUUAUCUGUGCCAAGGUAUUAUAUAUACUUUGCUUGAAAAGAAGGAUGAGGCCGAGAAGCAGUUUGAGAAGUACAGGAGGCUGGUUCCAAAGGGCCACCCUUAUGCUCGAUUUUUCGACGAUAAUGUACUCGCCACUAAUGUCUUCUCUCAGUUGAGAGAGAAAAAAGAAAUGGCUGCAAAUAAUUGAUGGGAUUUUGGUUGGACCAGUAUGGCUUGCUUUGCAAGAGUUUGAACAUAUUAAGAAGAAGCAUGGUGAUUCAGAUGUUUCUCUUUUGGAAAUGAGAUUAAUCAUAGUUGCAUUUUUCAAUUCCAACCACUGAAGCCCCUCUUCUCGUUUGAAAUUUUCUUUUUUCCUGGUAAAUGCAUUCUUGUUUGAUUUUAGUGUUCUUCUUUUCUCAUCUAUUUUGUUUCAUGUGUUUUGUGUACAACUAAAGUCUAAGGGUACUAUAGGAAAACAAAAUGACAUUUGUACGAGACAUAUAGAACAACAUCAUAUGUUUCUAUUGGUUUCCAAUUCAAAUUGAACAUUAAUAAUCAACUAUAGUGCUUGUUUCCUUCA
Messenger RNA from Amborella trichopoda, 1633 nucleotides. RefSeq lists its product as uncharacterized. The record is from RefSeq and is a predicted model, not a curated record. Gene Ontology annotation, cellular component: chloroplast thylakoid membrane. Lineage: Eukaryota; Viridiplantae; Streptophyta; Magnoliopsida; Amborellales; Amborellaceae. Gene Ontology annotation, molecular function: protein binding.